UUGGUCAAUCCCCGCAGCACCGCUUAUAUUUUCGGACAGAGGAAGUACGCAUCACUCAAAUGCUCUCUAAUUUUUAGGGCUGGAUUCGAUAGUCAGCUCUGGCCUCUGUCAAGAUGAUUGAAAUCAAAGAUAUUGAUCCAGUGUCAGUGUGGUCCGAAAAACAAAUUAGUUUGUUCAGCUCAGUGAAUGGUCAUGCCGUGAACGUACUCGCCAACAGUCAAAUGUGUAUAGAUCAAUCGUGUUCAGCGUUGCACGCUCUUAAAGUUGUUCAGCGCCUGCAGAGCGAAUAUCGGCUUGAUGAUCGACAAAUUGUAUCGAAUACCUAAAUUUUUCAGAACUAAAGUAUUAUAUAUGUUAUGAAGUGGCCGGAAUUACGCUAAUCAGUGUCGUAGUGUUUGAUUAAUCCGUAUGGUCUGUCAACGAGUCAAUGUUUUGCUCAAAGCGUUAGCUCUACUUGUGAUGGAACCAGCUACUUCGUAUAUCAAAUGCAUAUAUCAGUUUAUUGUUUGUUUUGUCCAUCGUGUUUGACCCUC
Molecule: messenger RNA, 533 nt
Organism: Plasmopara halstedii
Lineage: Eukaryota; Oomycota; Peronosporomycetes; Peronosporales; Peronosporaceae
Exons: 1
Coding region: 114-326 (70 amino acids)
Source: RefSeq, a predicted model, not a curated record